GACGAGCGGCUAGUCUUAUGUGCGAGCUACUGAUAGCAGCCGCUCCUCUCGGUGGAGCAGCAGCAGUAGCGCUUCUGACAAGCAAAGUGAUCGAGAGGUGAGCUCCGGCGAACGAAUAGGUGGUGUAGAUCCCGUGGCCGUCCGGGCCCCGUCUCGAGUGACCGUGUAUCCCGGGCAAAAUCUUCAGCUGAAGGGACCUACGUCAGCCCGUGGCCGUUCGUGCUAACGGGCCUCCUCUGUGCAACGUUCGUCUAGCAUCCGAGACAUGACGUCCAGUUGCUUCUCCCCUCCGCCUCUUCGACCACCGAUCGACCUCAACGAUCAGUCCGACACAGUCAAGGGUACCGACCUGAUCAGAGUGUCGAGGUUUUAUAAGGACAGCAAGGAGGGGAAGUUCGUGAGCUUCGUGCAUGAGGACACGAGGACCCUGUACGACGGCUUCCGCAAAGGCGCCAAGGAGUCCAACAACGGCCCCUGUCUUGGCUGGCGGGAUGGACCAAACAAACCAUACCAGUGGCUACAUUACAACGAGACCCUGCUCAGGGCGAAGAAUUUCGGCUCUGGCCUAGUGUCUCUGGGGCUGGUGCCAGGAUCAAAUACACUCGUGGGUCUGUACAGUCAAAAUUGCCCGGAAUGGAUCCUCACCGAACAGGCUUGCUAUACGUACUCCUUGGCUGUUGUGCCCUUAUACGACACACUGGGCCCUGAUGCCUGUGCCUUUAUCAUUAACCAGGCUGAGAUCAGCCUGGUUGUCUGUGAAAAUGACAAGAAGUGCAACUUGCUGCUCGAUAAAGCACCAAGAUGCCUGAGAAAAAUGGUGAUAAUAAAAGAGACGAGGCCAACGACGAACCAGAGGGCGAAGAACCGUGGCGUCGAGCUGUUCAAGUUCGAGGACGUGGAACGGAUAGGCGCCCAGAAGAACUACCCGGAAGUGCCGCCCAAGUUGACCGACCUAUGCACGAUAUGCUACACGUCGGGUACCACGGGGAACCCCAAGGGCGUGAUGCUGACGCACCACAACGUGAUGGCCGGAGUGAGCGCGGUCCUGAUGCAGUUAGGCGAGCACAGGCCCUCGUACAAGGACACGAUGAUCAGCUUCUUGCCUCUGGCACACAUGUUGGAACGUUGCUGCGAGAAUGGCAUGUACAUGGUGGGCGGGUCCGUGGGCUUUUACAGCGGUGACAUCAAAAUGUUGCCCGAGGAUAUGAAAGCCUUGAGGCCUACUGUGAUGCCAGCGGUUCCCAGGCUGUUGAAUCGGAUGUACGACAAGGUCCAAACGGAACUUGGUAGCUCGUGCAUGAAGAAGAUGGUGUUCAGCUUGGGCAUGCGGGCGAAGGAGGCGGAGCUGAAGAAAGGAAUCAUCAGGAACAACAGCGUGUGGGACAAGCUGGCCUUCGGGAAGAUCAAGGAGUCGACGGGAGGGAGGCUGAGGCUGAUGCUCGUUGGCUCUGCACCGUUGGCAGGAAACGUGCUCACCUUCACCAGAUGCGCCCUCGGCUGCUUGGUCGUCGAGGGGUACGGACAGACCGAGUGUGGUGCACCGAUCACUCUCACUGUUCAGGGUGAUCCUGUACCGGAACACGUAGGGCCACCUGUCCCCUGUUGCUGCAUUAAGUUGGUGGACGUUCCGGAAAUGGAAUAUUAUGCCAAGAAGAACCAAGGUGAAGUGUGCGUCAAAGGCACUAAUGUGUUCGUGGGAUACUUCAAGGAUCCCGAAAGAACUGCACAAGUUAUCGACGAAUUCGGUUGGCAUCAUACCGGUGACGUUGGCAUGUGGUUACCUAAUGGGACGCUUAAAAUAAUCGAUCGAAGGAAACACACCUUCAAACUUUCGCAAGGAGAAUAUAUAGUACCAGAGAAAAUCGAGAAUAUUUAUUUACGCAGUCAAUAUGUUCAUCAAGUAUUCCUCCACGGUGAAUCCCUCAAGUCUUGCGUCGUAGGAAUAGUAAUACCAGAUGUAGACGUUGUAAAAUGUUGGGCAGUGGAGAACGGUGUACCAGGAACGCUAAGCGUAUUAUGUGCUAAUCCGCAAGUCAAACAAUUAAUCAUGGACGACAUGCUUUCGUGGGGGAAAGAAGCUGGUCUCAAAUCUUUUGAACAGGUGAAAGAUAUUUAUCUACAUCCGGAUCCGUUCUCCGUGCAAAAUGGCCUCCUCACACCAACAUUAAAAAUGAAACGACCUCAGUUGAAAGAGUAUUUCAAGCCACAGAUAGAAGAUCUUUAUCGACAUUUGGCCUGAUCAGACUGAACAUCAACUAUGAUUCUGUUUUCAUUAGCAUCAGGAACAACAACGCGAAGAAGGAUCAGGACGCAUUUGCGUCGCAUUCACAAAGAAAUCACUUCCACCAUCGAAUAUCCGUUAUCCCGCGAUACUUUUAUUAUGUCCCUUCAUAAGUACAUAGCGACGCAAAAAAAAAAAAAAAAAGAAAAACAAAAGGAAAACACCGUUUAGGCUAUUAAGGUAAUCGAUAACAUUAUAAUAAAAUGGAUUAUUAUUAGG
This is a messenger RNA of Eufriesea mexicana, 2500 nucleotides long. RefSeq names its product long-chain-fatty-acid--CoA ligase 1. The transcript has 8 exons. The record is from RefSeq and is a predicted model, not a curated record. Gene Ontology annotation, cellular component: membrane; endoplasmic reticulum. Gene Ontology annotation, biological process: fatty acid metabolic process. Gene Ontology annotation, molecular function: long-chain fatty acid-CoA ligase activity. The coding region runs from base 266 to 2239 and encodes 657 amino acids. Lineage: Eukaryota; Metazoa; Arthropoda; Insecta; Hymenoptera; Apidae.